AUGCAUUUGGGUUUGGAAUUUAUUUGGAGUGCAUUUAGGGUGAAUUUUAGUAGUAUUUGGUUUGUGAAGAUUGACUGUGAGCCAGCAGUGCGAGCCUUCCGCGAAACCCAAACGCCCACGCCUAGCUUUUCGCAAAGACACGCCUACAUUGUAACAAGUAUUAAACCACACAGAAAUGAGAGAUGCAAUUCGUUUGUUGCAAGUGAUUUGAGAAGAUUUGUAGGCGCGGAUUUGAGGGAGAGGGGAGAAAAGCUCACCCUUAAAAUGAAUGGCUGUCAGGAAAGAAUGAUUUCGCUCAAACUACUUGUGGACGUUCAAGUGAAGUGA
Molecule: messenger RNA, 327 nt
Organism: Sphenostylis stenocarpa
Lineage: Eukaryota; Viridiplantae; Streptophyta; Magnoliopsida; Fabales; Fabaceae
Source: the annotation of a GenBank genome assembly